CUCGGCUGAUAUCCUGGCCCUUGACGUCUUCGUCUAAACUUCAGUUCUACUCUGUAUCAUCUCUAGGCACCCACUAGGUUCUACUUGUGUCACAGUACCUAGACAUAUCAAGUUUUCCGGACGAACGAUAACGACUCUUGCUCGCUUUUUCGAUUCUUCUUGACUAUGGAUCUGGGAGACCCCGACUCGAGCUUGCCGCGAUGACAGUCAACACGGAGCUCUGAAAUGAAAGGGCUAGUUAAGUAUGAGAAGAAGCCUGGGUCUGCCUGUGGCUGAAUUGGCGGAGAGACGUUUUCAAGCACGUGUCGGACCAGGUCUGUCGGACAAAGCCAAGAACAGCCGGUGAAGGUGGAAGCAGGUUUGGUUGCGUCACAUUCCAACUUCGCGUUUGCUUAAUGCUGCCAGGCAAUCAGCUCUUCCUUUCUAUGCGGUACGAUACUGAUGGGCGAUUUCCAAUUCAGUGUCUAACCGUCGAAUAACGUAGUUGCAACAAUUAUGUCAGGACUCGUCGAAAAGCUGACUGCUGAAGGGAGCGGUGAAUCAGCGGGUAAGACUAUAUGAUGCAGGUUGCAUUCUGAGCCUGUCCUAAACUCGACAGAGUUCUUGAACGAUAUUGUGAAGCUGUUAUGGCCAAACAUCAAUGCGGCCGGCAGCAAAAUGGUCAAAGAGAUCGUGGAGCCGAUGUUCAAAACCAUGCUUCCUGGCCCGCUGGCCACUCUGCACUUCACCAAGAUUGAUCUUGGCCCUGUCCCUCUACGAGUAUCAAACGCAAAGACAACAAAGACUGAAGAAGAUGGUAUCAAACUCGACCUGAACGUUGACUGGGUGGGCAAAGCCGACAUCGAAAUGGAUGCAGACAUGAUACCUGCCCUCGGCGUUGAAAGCGUGCAACUUCAUGGCAGGCUCUCCAUACUGCUAUGCCCUCUGACAAACAUCAUACCGCUAAUCGGAGCUGCCCAAAUCUCAUUCAUCAACCCACCAGUCCUGAAGCUUGAUUUCACAGGCGCUGCUAACGUGGCCGAUUUCUCGAUCAUUGACGACACCGUCCGCAAGGUGAUUCUUGGCAUCAUCAACUCCAUGUUCACCCUUCCAAACCGAUUCCUGCUGAAGCUUGACGCCAGCGCCGACUACUUCAAAAUCUACCAGUACCCGGUUGGCAUGGUGCGAGUGACGGUUGAGAAGGCAUGGGGCUUUGGAGAGGAGGCCAAGUCAUCCGCGAGAAAAUUGUUCAGCAAGUUAACUCGCGCCGCUCCAGACUGCUAUGCCAAGGUCGACGUGGGCGGAGAGGAAUCGUGGAAGACAGCCACGAAGAACAACACGAGCAGGCCGGCGUGGAACGAGACGCAUGACUUUGUGGUCAGUGAUCUGGAUCAGUGCAUCAAGGUGGCGGUGGAAGAUGAAGAUGUCAACGGAGAUGAUGAAGUCGGCCUUGCGGUGACAACGGUUCGAGAGAUUUUGGUGGCUGGAGGUAGCCAAGAACUGACAUUGGUCCACAAAGGCGAGGAAACGGAAGGCAGAGUAUCAAUCUCCUGCGAAUUCUUCAAGUACGUGGCCGAUGCCGGUAGCCUCACUGCUUCCGACCACAAAGGUGAUGGUCGCCUCUCCGGCAUUGCUACCAUCUUGGUUGCAAGCGCAUCCGGCAUAAAAGGCCAGCGUGAAGACUUGAAGCCAAGCGUGGUAGUGACUUGGGGCAAGACUCAACGAUUCCAGACGGCCAUCAAGACAGAUGCUCCCGGUACCGACAUCAGCAAUCCUGCAUUCGACCAGGCAUUCCGACUUCCCAUUACAACAGACUUGGUGGGUAGCAGUCCGGACAACUUUCGCAUUGCACUUCUGGACGGCGAGAAAGAGAUUGGAGGCGUUGAUAUACCUUUUGAGAGGGUGGCGGAUGCACCGGAUAAGACCCUUCAGCAGAAAUUUGACAUUGGUAAUGGAGCCACUGUCCGAGCCAGCAUUCGCCUGAGAGGCAUUGUUCCUGGAGAAAUGCCACAGGUAGCGCUUGCCGACAGACGCAAGUAGUGAUACGUCGAAUAAUAUGACGGCAUUCAUACAGAUACUUUAGACAGACGUUAAAUACUAGUAUCCCU
Exophiala xenobiotica is the source of this 2087-nucleotide messenger RNA. RefSeq lists its product as hypothetical. Gene Ontology annotation, molecular function: lipid binding. NCBI's taxonomy places the organism in Eukaryota, Fungi, Ascomycota, Eurotiomycetes, Chaetothyriales, Herpotrichiellaceae. The record is from RefSeq and is a predicted model, not a curated record. The transcript is spliced from 3 exons. The coding region runs from base 658 to 2019 and encodes 453 amino acids.